AGAUGGAAACUUACACUAAAUAAACCGUAUUAAGUUGGAACCUCUAUUGCACAGCCCACAGCCAUUUGUUAUGAGAGCAACUUCUUAUAGAUUAUCUUAACUCCUGUAGAUUGAUUCUGUUGUCAACUAUAGAGUGUUAAAUUAUAAGGGUCUCUUCAACAAUGUCUUCCCAGCUUCCUACAUGAGGGCAAUAAUUUAUCUGUUAUGUGAGGCAGGAAAGGGCGGAUGCUACAAGUGAGAGAUGGCACACACACACACACACACACACAGUUAUAAGGGGUGGCUCAUAUUAAUAUUAACACGUUACACAGGUGUCAUUCACACACACAUUGUCUAUUCCACAUGUAGCCUACGUCUAUGGAAAAUUUUGGUGUAAUGUCAGAGACUGGUCAGAUUGCAGAGCUCCUGUUAGUGAGGCGUUUGAGGUAAUGGCUGAGGUGUGACUCGUUAACUAUCAGAGAUGAAGAAAAACCUGCAAUGCCUCUUAACUACUGGAACUGAGCACGGUCGCGGUAGCACAUUUCAUGUAUUGUACGAGAGUUAGCUUAAAUUAUUUUCUUCAGCCUUUUUACAGUUUAAUCGACUUAAAGGGAAUGGGACUCAUGACUCUCCCUGUAAACACUGCGGCUGUGGAUUAUCAUGCUGCUGAUGAAAGCACUUGGCAGGUGAAAGAUAUGAAGUUUGGCAAACGACCAGUGUGUGAGCUGAAGUUACUGAAAAACUGGACAGCCCUUUGUUUGUUUUUGGCAGUGGCGCUCUUAUUGUAUCAUGACCCAUUUCUACUACUCUGGUGGCCUAUGAAACCUGCUGAGAACACUAAGACUGGUAGUUUACCUCUGGAUAUGGCCACAGACUCCAUUGAUGACAUGUAUGAUGGAUGCCGAACUGAAGCAGCCUCUGUGAUUGACUUGUUUGGCGUGUUCGAGUGGCACCACAACACAUACUUCAGUUUUGCCUGGGCUUUAGCUGAAAGACAUGCAAAGCCACCUGUGCAUGAGCACCUGAAAGAAGAACAUGCGAUAGUUAUGUACAUGUACACAAAAAUGAAAAAAAUCCAACAAGAGUUCAACAAAGCAGUGAAAACAGGCAAACACAAGUACAGCACGCAGGGAUUUAAGUUCCACUAUCUUUACUUCCACCUGACCGACGCCAUUCAAGUUCUGCGGCACAAUCAGGCACCAUGCAGAACCACCUAUCACAGGACGUGGAAGGAGUUUAACCGCAACGUCAUCAACAGAAACAUGCGUUUUGGUGCUUUCACCUGGGCAGCUUCAAGCAAGCAGUCAUUUGAUUUUAAUGGCAACGUGUCUUGUUUUGAGAUCCACUCGUGCUUUGGUGCCGAUAUAACAUAUUACUCUGCUACAAAACAAAUGGGACAGGAGCUUAUUCCUCCCUAUGAGGUCUUCAAAAUCACUGAUGUCCUGACAAAAGACCCAUGGUGCAGUGUGGUCUACAAGCUGCAGAGCACCAAAAUACCAAGAGGAGAUUUAAAUUGUAAACUGAAUCAAAGGCAAAUAAAAUCAUAUUUUACAGUCAUUAUAACACACUGGCUAGCAAGCAGUGCUGGGAUGAUGUCAAUAUACAUAAUGCUGUUGAUUAUAAUAUCUUUAGUCCUUGUAAAACGCAGGCAGAAGUGUUUUGUGGCUGCAGUGCUGAGUGCUUUGCUGGUGCUGAUGAUUAUUCUGGUGAUAUUGAGAGUGCGCCACUAAUCAAAGAGGGUUAAGGGUGUGUUACUGGGACGCUUAAUCUUGUUAAUGCCACUGAGAAUUCACAAAUUAUGUUUUUGAAUAUAAUAAGGGAAUAAAAAUAUUACCUGAGCUCCGUUUCCAGAGACUAUAUGGUGCACAAUAAACAUAGCAACA
This is a messenger RNA of Micropterus salmoides (largemouth bass), 1862 nucleotides long. RefSeq names its product ecto-ADP-ribosyltransferase 4-like. NCBI's taxonomy places the organism in Eukaryota, Metazoa, Chordata, Actinopteri, Centrarchiformes, Centrarchidae. The transcript is spliced from 4 exons. The record is from RefSeq and is a predicted model, not a curated record. Gene Ontology annotation, molecular function: NAD+ poly-ADP-ribosyltransferase activity; NAD+-protein-arginine ADP-ribosyltransferase activity. Bases 525 to 1709 code for a protein of 394 amino acids.